CCAUAACGGAACCUGCGAAAACGCUGAACACGCCUUAACCUUCCCCUGUCUGUCUACUCACCACUGUGAGGCUUUCUUUGAAAGGAUUGAAAGUAUAUGAAUAAUCGUAAUUAGCAAGAUUAUUAAUUUUCCAAUUAAAAAUAUAAUAUCAAAGGUGUCUUUUGUCGGAUAAUUUCUGAAGAACCAUGUCUCUACCGAAAGCAGUUGGUAAAUUUAUAAUCGUGGGCUCGCAAGUAAUGAGCAGGGCUUUUAUUCAAGCCUACAAACAAAUGGUAGCGAAUGCCAGUCAGCAAAACACAGGUGCAAGCCAAGCAGGGAAUGCUGAAAAAGCUAAAGUGGCUCGACGAGGAGAAAUUACUAUGCGUGAAGCUGGUGACAUUUUAAACGUCAACACAGAUCCGUUAAACAAGGAAGAGUUAGAACAAAGGUUUCAACGGAUGUUUAAAAUCAAUGAUCCCAAGGCAGGAGGAUCUUUUUAUUUACAGAGCAAGGUAUUCCGUGCUCAUGAGAGACUUAUGGAAGAACUUAAACAAAACGAGCCAGAAGAGACGAAUGAAAAACAAGGACAGCAACCACAAACCUAAGGAUGGGGAGUUUGCUUGCGUGUGUCUAUUUAGCAAAGAAAACCGUUUUGGAGUGAGUUUACAUUUAUUGAGCAAAUGUAAACGAUAAAUAGUAUUACCGAGAUAAUGGGGAACCAUGAAUGAAAGAAUUUUAGCCUCGAAUCUGUAUAAUAAAGUUUACGAUUUCCCUACUCAGUUCACAUAGAAAUAGGAAACAAUACUGAUUUUGCUACGUCUUUUAAGAGUUAAUAGCAUCGAAUUGUCUUAUAUAUUGGUUUAAACACAAGUAAAAGAAGAUACCUAGGGCAGCGGCAAACAUAAAAGUUCUAAGUACAGUUGACAAGGAUAACUAAGUACAUAGCAAAUGGUGCGUG
Schizosaccharomyces octosporus yFS286 is the source of this 937-nucleotide messenger RNA. Its product is annotated as TIM23 translocase complex subunit Tim16. Gene Ontology annotation, cellular component: TIM23 mitochondrial import inner membrane translocase complex. Lineage: Eukaryota; Fungi; Ascomycota; Schizosaccharomycetes; Schizosaccharomycetales; Schizosaccharomycetaceae. The record is from RefSeq and is a predicted model, not a curated record. Gene Ontology annotation, biological process: protein import into mitochondrial matrix. The transcript has 2 exons. Bases 186 to 584 code for a protein of 132 amino acids.